This is a messenger RNA of Cantharellus anzutake, 1234 nucleotides long. Its product is annotated as P-loop containing nucleoside triphosphate hydrolase protein. Gene Ontology annotation, biological process: DNA-templated DNA replication; DNA repair. Gene Ontology annotation, cellular component: Rad17 RFC-like complex; Ctf18 RFC-like complex; Elg1 RFC-like complex. NCBI's taxonomy places the organism in Eukaryota, Fungi, Basidiomycota, Agaricomycetes, Cantharellales, Hydnaceae. The coding region runs from base 80 to 1150 and encodes 356 amino acids. Gene Ontology annotation, molecular function: ATP hydrolysis activity; DNA binding; DNA clamp loader activity. The transcript is spliced from 11 exons. The record is from RefSeq and is a predicted model, not a curated record.
AAGUCUAAAAUUACACAGUAGGCGAGAUAAGGUUGGCUCCGAUCCGAGCAGCUUGUAAACAAGCACCAAUACGAUCAUCAUGUCGCUCUGGGUUGACAAGCAUCGUCCGCAAACGUUAGACACACUUACAUAUCAUAAGGAGCUCUCCUCGCGGCUCGCUUCGCUAGCGGCGACGGGUGAAUUUCCUCAUCUUCUUUUCUAUGGACCUUCCGGAGCAGGGAAGAAAACGCGUAUUGCAUGUACUCUACGAGAACUUUUCGGCCCAUCGGUGACGAGGCUUAAAAUCGACCAAAGGGUGUUUGAGACACCUUCGAAGAGGAAGCUAGAUCUGAACGUCGUGCAGAGUAACUGCCAUGUUGAGAUUACACCAAGUGAUGUCGGGAUAUACGAUCGUGUCGUCAUACAGGAUAUUCUGAAGGAAAUAGCUCAGACACAGCAAGUUGAUUUUAAUGCAAAGAAGCGCUUUAAGGUUGUUGUGAUCAACGAGGCUGACUCCCUGUCCCGCGAUGCGCAAGCUGCGCUCAGACGAACAAUGGAAAAGUAUAUGUCCAAUAUGAGGAUCAUUCUUUGUGCCAAUAGUGUUUCAAAAUUGAUCGCCCCUAUUAAGAGUCGGUGUCUGCUCGUGCGGGUUGCGGCGCCGAAUGAUGAAGAGAUGACUGCUGUGCUGGAGUUUGUGGCGAAAAAAGAAGGGUUCGCUCUGCCGGACGAAGCUUGCUCGGCAAUCAUCAACGAUGCGGCGGGGAAUAUGCGCAAAGCACUGCUCGUUCUGGAAGCGCUCAAAAUGCAGUCAACAGGCUUGACGUCCAACAUCGCGAUCGCUAAGCCAGACUGGGAGGCAUAUUGUAUAAAGGUCGCCGAAAUGAUCGUGAAGCAGCAAACCCCAGAGCAGGUCAUGGCAGUGCGGGGGAAACUAUAUGAACUGCUUUCGCAUUGCAUUCCUCCAACCUUGGUUCUCAAGACUGUGGCAGACCGAGUGGUCGAAAUGGUUGAUGACAGUCUGAAGGCGGACAUCAUGCACUGGGCUGCUUUUUAUGAGGUACGCAUGCGGAUUGGCAGCAAGAAAAUAUUUCACCUCGAGGCAUGGGUCAUUAAGGUUAUGAUGCUUCAAAAGCAUAUGUACUUUGGCGUUGAUCUCACUGGUCUUGAUUGACACCUUUCUGUAUACUCUAUUGCAUUGAUUAUUGUUAUCUCUGAGUAAUUCAAGUCUGAUCCAAUUAACAAGAAGUUAAGUGAC